AGGCUCCUCCUUGUCUCCAACAUGGCGGCGCCCAGGGGCUCAAGUCGCACGUGAGAAAGUCUGGGCAUUUGGGAAUCGGAGAGUACCGCCUGUGAGCCUCUUUCCCCUCCUUGCUGUCGGUUGCAUCCCUUCGACCCUCCCGAGGCCGUCGCGGGCCACUGCCCCUCUGCAGCCAUGAAGACAAAGCCCGUUUCCCACAAGACGGAGAACACCUACCGGUUUCUUACAUUUGCUGAACGACUGGGGAAUGUGAAUAUUGAUAUUAUUCACCGGAUUGAUAGAACUGCAAGCUAUGAGGAGGAGGUUGAAACCUACUUUUUUGAGGGUCUGCUGAAAUGGAGAGAAUUAAACCUCACGGAGCACUUUGGAAAAUUUUACAAAGAAGUUAUUGACAAAUGCCAAUCAUUCAAUCAGUUGGUCUAUCAUCAAAACGAGAUAGUUCAGAGUUUGAAGACUCACCUGCAAGUUAAGAACAGUUUUGCCUAUCAGCCCCUUUUGGAUUUGGUUGUACAGUUGGCACGAGAUCUGCAGAUGGAUUUCUACCCACACUUUCCAGAGUUUUUUUUGACUAUCACCUCGAUCCUGGAGACUCAGAACACAGAGUUGUUAGAAUGGGCUUUUACCUCGUUGUCAUAUCUUUAUAAGUACCUGUGGAGACUGAUGGUGAAGGACAUGUCCAAUAUAUACAGCAUGUACAGCACACUCCUGGCUCAUAAGAAACUACAUAUAAGGAAUUUUGCUGCUGAAAGUUUUACUUUUUUGAUGAGAAAGGUCUCUGAUAAAAAUGCACUUUUCAAUUUAAUGUUUCUUGAUCUUGAUAAACAUCCAGAAAAAGUCGAAGGUGUUGGACAGUUGCUCUUUGAAAUGUGCAAAGGAGUUAGAAAUAUGUUUCACUCCUGUACAGGCCAGGCAGUGAAGCUAAUUUUGCAAAAGCUAGGACCUGUCACUGAAACAGAAAUUCAACUACCAUGGAUGUUAAUUGGAGAAACACUCAAAAACAUGGUCAAAUCCACUGUAUCCUACAUCUCCAAGGAACAUUUUGGUACAUUUUUUGAAUGUUUGCAAGAAUCACUCUUGGAUCUACAUACAAAAGUAACAAAAACUAACUGUUGUGAAAGUUCUGAACAGAUUAAAAGGUUGUUGGAAACAUAUCUUAUACUUGUAAAACAUGGAAGUGGAACAAAGAUAACCACGCCUGCUGAUAUCUGUAAGGUGUUAUCUCAAACACUGCAAGUAGCCAGUCUCUCCACAUCUUGCUGCAAGACCCUCUUGGAUGUAAUUUCUGCUUUGAUCCUGGCUGAAAAUGUUUCCUUGCCGGAGACCCUCAUCAAAGAAACCAUAGAAAAAAUAUUUGAGAGCAGAUUUGAAAAACAUUUAAUUUUCAGUUUUUCUGAAGUCAUGUUUGCCAUGAAGCAGUUUGAGCAGCUAUUUCUACCAAGCUUUCUGUCAUAUAUUGUGAAUUGCUUCCUAAUUGAUGAUGCUGUAGUCAAAGACGCAGCUCUGGCCAUUCUGGCCAAGCUCAUUCUGAACAAAGCGGCACCUCCCACUGCUGGCUCGAUGGCAAUUGAAAAGUACCCUCUGACUUUCUCACCGCAGAUGGUGGGGUCCUAUAUAAAGCAGAAGAAGACUAGAUCCAAGGGAAGAAACAAACAGUUUCCAGUAUUGGACCAUCUUUUAUCUAUAAUUAAGUUACCCCCAAAUAAAGAUACUAUUUACCUUUCACAAUCUUGGGCAGCCCUGGUGGUGUUGCCUCAUAUUAGACCUCUUGAGAAAGAGAAGGUGAUACCACUCGUCACCUGCUUCGUAGAGGCACUCUUCAUGACUGUUGAUAAAGGAAGCUUUGGGAAAGGGAACUUAUUUGUUCUUUGUCAAGCUGUAAAUACUCUACUAAGUUUGGAAGAAUCUUCUGAACUUCUUCAUUUGGUUCCUGUGGAACAUGUGAAGAAUUUAGUAUUAACCUUUCCUCUGGAGCCAUCUGUGUUGCUGUUGGCUGAUCUCUAUUAUCAGAGAUUAUCCUUGUGUGGCUGCAAAGGGCCACUUUCCCAGGAGGCUUUAAUGGAAUUAUUUCCGAAGUUACAAGCAAACAUUUCAACUGGUGUAUCCAAGAUUCGACUUUUGACAAUAAGGAUCCUAAAUCAUUUUGAUGUCCAGCUUCCGGAAUUAAUAGAGGAUGAUGGGCUCUCAGAACGGCAGUCUGUCUUUGCUAUAUUACGCCAGGCAGAACUUGUUCCAGCAACUGUGAAUGAUUAUAGAGAGAAGCUUCUUCAUUUAAGAAAACUAAGACAUGAUGUGGUACAGGCUGCUGUCCCUGAUGGGCCGUUACAGGAGGUGCCGCUUCGUUAUUUGUUAGGCAUGCUAUAUAUUAAUUUCAGUGCACUCUGGGAUCCUGUUAUUGAACUCAUAAGUUCUCAUGCACACGAAAUGGAAAAUAAGCAAUUUUGGAAAGUCUACUAUGAGCAUCUAGAAAAAGCAGCUACACAUGCUGAGAAAGAACUGCAGAAUGAUAUGACAGAUGAGAAGUCCAUUGGAGAUGAAAGUUGGGCGCAGACCCAGGAAGGAGAUGUUGGAGCUCUUUAUCAUGAGCAGUUAGCAUUGAAAACUGACUGUCGGGAAAGACUUGACCACACCAACUUCAGAUUCCUGCUCUGGAGAGCUCUGACAAAAUUCCCAGAAAGAGUAGAGCCACGGUCCAGGGAGCUUUCCCCGCUUUUCUUGAGAUUUAUCAACAAUGAGUAUUACCCAGCAGAUCUGCAAGUUGCUCCGACUCAGGAUCUGCGGAGAAAAGGCAAAGGGAUGGUGGCAGAGGAAAUCGAAGAGGAACCUGCCGCAGGAGAUGAUGAAGAGUUGGAGGAAGAGGCAGUGCCCCAGGAUGAAUCCUCACAGAAGAAAAAGACAAGAAGAGCCGCAGCAAAGCAAUUAAUUGCUCAUUUGCAAGUUUUCUCUAAAUUUUCAAAUCCACGGGCCUUAUAUCUGGAAUCCAAAUUAUAUGAGUUAUAUCUUCAGUUGUUGUUACACCAAGAUCAAAUGGUGCAAAAAAUAACCUUGGAUUGCAUAAUGACAUAUAAACAUCCUCAUAUCCUCCCUUACAGGGAAAACUUACAAAGGUUGCUCGAAGACAGAAGCUUUAAGGAAGAGAUAGUGCAUUUUAGCAUUUCAGAAGAUAAUACUGUAGUGAAAACAGCCCACCGAGCAGAUCUAUUUCCUAUUCUGAUGAGAAUUUUGUAUGGGCGAAUGAAAAAUAAGACUGGGAGUAAAACUCAGGGGAAAUCUGCUUCAGGCACCCGCAUGGCCAUUGUCCUGCGGUUCCUGGCCGGGACCCAACCUGAGGAGAUCCAGAUAUUCUUAGACCUGCUGUUUGAACCUGUGAGACACUUCAAGAAUGGUAACUAUCAGCUACCUCUCACUCUAAUACCUGUUGUCUGCGGUGGACUUCCCACAUCUCAGGCUACAUUCCCCACGCUCCUGGGCAUCUUUCUAACAGGGUUGUUCCUCUCAACCUUGAUGGCAGUCUUUCUGCUGAAGUGCAGUUCAUUGAUGUGUGUGGCUGACCGUUGCCGUCAUACGAGCAGUAUCUGCAAAAUCUUUGGCAGGGAAGGAGAUGCCAGUGGAAGUAGCAGUGUUCGUUAUUUUAAAGGAAUCAGGGAUAAAAAUGAUGUAUAUGUAUUUUUUAAACAGAAGAUCUUUGUUUUACAGAUACAGCUGAGAUUUAUUAAUCCAUUGAAAAAUUUAAGACGUCUUGGAAUCAAAAUGGUAACUGAUAUCUUUUUGGACUGGGAAUCAUAUCAGUUUAGAACAGAAGAAAUUGAUGCUGUGUUUCAUGGUGCAGUUUGGCCCCAGAUCAGCAGGCUUGGAUCUGAGAGUCAAUAUUCUCCUACUCCUCUGCUGAAACUGAUCAGUAUCUGGAGCAGAAACGCAAGGUAUUUCCCUUUGCUGGCUAAACAGAAGCCUGGGCACCCAGAAUGUGAUAUCCUGACCAACGUUUUUGCACUUCUCUCAGCAAAGAAUCUUUCUGAUGCCACAGCUACUAUUGUAAUGGACAUAGUUGAUGACCUUCUUAACCUUCCAGAUUUCGAGCCCACAGAAUCAGUUUUGAACUUGCCGGUAACUGGAUGUGUAUACCCUGGCAUAGCAGAAAACAUAGAUGAGUCUAUCACAAUAGGAGGAAGAUUAAUUCUACCUCAUGUACCUGCAAUUCUUCAGUAUCUCAGCAAAACCACAAUAAGUGCAGAAAAGGUGAAAAAGAAAAAGAAUAGAGCACAAGUCAGUAAAGAGCUUGGCAUUCUUUCAAAGAUCAGCAAGUUUAUGAAAGACAAAGAACAAAGUUCUGUACUCAUUACGCUUCUCCUUCCAUUCCUCCACCGUGGCAAUAUUGCUGAGGAUACAGAGGUUGAUAUUCUGGUGACAGUACAAAACUUGUUAAAGCAUUGUGUGGACCCUACAAGCUUCCUCAAGCCUAUAGCAAAACUUUUCUCAGUUAUUAAGAACAAACUGUCAAGAAAAUUGCUUUGUACAGUUUUCGAGACUCUUUCUGAUUUUGAGAGUGGGUUAAAAUAUAUUACUGAUGUUGUCAAGCUUAACGCCUUCGAUCAAAGACAUCUUGAUGAUAUCAACUUUGACCUUCGCUUUGAGACUUUCCAGACGAUCACCUCUUAUAUUAAAGAAAUGCAAAUUGUGGAUGUUAACUACCUAAUUCCAGUUAUGCAUAAUUGUUUCUAUAAUCUAGAGUUAGGAGAUAUGAGUUUAAGUGAUAAUGCCAGCAUGUGCCUGAUGAGUAUCAUCAAAAAGCUAGCUGCCUUGAACGUCACAGAGAAAGACUAUAGAGAAAUUAUCCACCGUUCACUCCUGGAGAAAUUGAGGAAAGGUCUGAAGAGCCAGACAGAGAGUAUUCAACAGGAUUAUACCACGAUACUUUCCUGUUUAAUCCAAACCUUUCCAAACCAACUGGAAUUCAAAGACUUGGUACAGCUUACUCAUUACCAUGACCCAGAAAUGGACUUCUUUGAGAACAUGAAGCACAUUCAGGUAGAAGACAAUUCUGCUUUUCCUACCUAUGAAAUACUUCAAACAGUUCUGCCUCAUUUGGAAAGACGUGUUUUAACUUUCCGAAAAGGUUUAAGCUUCUCUUUCCUUAGCCUUUAUGAUCUCUUCACUUCAUAUUUACAGAGUAUUCAACAGGAUUAUACCACGAUACUUUCCUGUUUAAUCCAAACCUUUCCAAACCAACUGGAAUUCAAAGACUUGGUACAGCUUACUCAUUACCAUGACCCAGAAAUGGACUUCUUUGAGAACAUGAAGCACAUUCAGAUCCACAGAAGAGCAAGAGCCUUGAAGAAACUUGCAAAACAACUAAUGGAAGGCAAAGUUGUUCUGUCUUCUAAAUCUCUUCAGAAUUACAUCAUGCCUUAUGCCAUGACUCCAAUUUUUGAUGAGAAAAUGCUCAAGCAUGAAAAUAUAACCAUUGCUGCCACAGAGGUUAUUGGAGCCAUUUGCAAACAUCUCUCUUGGUCAGCAUAUAUGUAUUACUUGAAACAUUUCAUUCAUGUCUUACAAACGGGACAGAUCAAUCAAAAACUGGGUGUCAGUUUGCUAGUAAUAGUGUUAGAAGCAUUCCACUUUGACCACAAAACUCUUGAAGAACAAAUGGAAAAAAUUGAGAAUGAAGAAAAUGCCAUUGAAGCAAUUGAGUUACCAGAGCCUGAGGCCAUGGAAUUAGAGCACGUGGAUGAGGAAGAGAAGGAAAAUACAUGCAAGAGUUUGUCAGACCACGAACAGCCGGGAACCCCUGAUCCAGCUGACUCUGGAGGGACAUCAGCUAAAGAAUCCGAGUGUAUCACAAAGCCUGUCUCUUUCCUUCCUCAAAACAAGGAAGAAUUAGAGAGAACAAUUAAAAAUAUCCAAGGAACCAUAACCGGGGAUAUUCUACCCAGGCUACAUAAAUGCCUUGCAUCUACGACUAAAAGAGAAGAAGAACACAAGCUCAUCAAGUCAAAGGUUGUGAAUGAUGAGGAAGUGGUUCGCGUUCCAUUAGCGUUUGCCAUGGUUAAACUAAUGCAGUCCCUUCCACAAGAAGUUAUGGAAGCUAAUCUGCCAAGUAUUUUGCUGAAAGUGUGUGCCCUACUCAAGAACAGAGCCCAAGAAAUCAGAGACAUUGCACGCAGCACUCUUGCGAAGAUAAUAGAGGAUCUUGGUGUGCACUUCCUCCAAUAUGUUUUAAAAGAAUUACAGACUACCCUUGUCCGUGGAUACCAGGUCCAUGUGCUGACUUUCACUGUUCACAUGUUGCUGCAAGGCCUCACCAAUAAGCUGCAAGUCGGGGAUUUGGACUCUUGUUUGGAUAUAAUGAUUGAGAUUUUUAACCAUGAGUUGUUUGGUGCUGUUGCUGAAGAGAAGGAAGUAAAGCAGAUCCUCUCCAAAGUCAUGGAAGCACGAAGAAGCAAAAGUUACGACUCUUAUGAAAUCCUGGGCAAGUUUGUAGGAAAAGAUCAGGUUACAAAACUUAUCCUUCCCUUGAAAGAGAUCUUACAAAAUACCACGAGUUUGAAACUGGCCCGAAAAGUUCAUGAAACUUUACGCCGAAUCACAGUGGGAUUAAUCGUAAAUCAGGAAAUGACGGCUGAAUCCAUUCUAUUACUCAGUUAUGGUUUGAUCAGUGAAAAUCUUCCCCUGUUAACAGAGAAAGAAAAUGUGAUUGACAGAAAGUCCGUUUGUAGCCCAGACACCAUGAUCCACGUCUGCCAGCCCCAGAGCGUCCUACUGCUUCCCCCAACUCCAGUUUCGAGGCGUGACAGCAAAGCUGUUGCUGAGCAGGAAACCCAACAUGCACAUAUUUAUGAGCUGCUGCAUCUGAGUCUGAAGACUUCCAAGAUCAAGUCUUCAAGUGAGCAUGUCCUGGAAAUGCUGGAUCCUUUUGUGUCUCUCCUCAUAGACUGCCUGGGCUCCAUGGAUGUGAAGGUGAUCACGGGUGCUCUACAAUGCCUCAUCUGGGUCUUGAGGUUCCCGCUACCUUCCAUAGAAACAAAAGCAGAGCAGCUGACAAAACACCUCUUCCUUCUGCUGAAGGACUAUGCAAAGCUCGGGGCUGCCAGGGGCCAGAACUUCCACCUGGUGGUCAAUUGUUUCAAGUGUGUGACCAUACUUGUCAAGAAAGUCAAGUCUUACCAGAUAACUGAAAAACAGCUCCAAGUUCUACUGGCCUAUGCUGAGGAGGACAUUUAUGAUACUUCAAGACAAGCCACUGCCUUUGGUCUUCUGAAGGCAAUUUUAUCAAGGAAGCUGUUGGUCCCAGAAAUCGAUGAUGUCAUGCGGAAAGUAUCCAAGUUGGCAGUCUCUGCACAAAGUGAACCUGCCAGGGUCCAGUGCAGACAGGUUUUUCUGAAAUAUAUUCUUGACUAUCCCCUGGGUGACAAACUGAGACCAAACUUGGAAUUCAUGCUCGCUCAACUGAAUUACGAACACGAGACCGGGAGAGAGUCCACCUUGGAAAUGAUCGCCUAUCUCUUUGACACGUUCCCUCAGGGGCUGCUCCAUGAGAACUGUGGAAUGUUCUUUAUCCCUCUUUGUCUAAUGACGAUCAAUGAUGACUCUGCCACAUGCAAAAAGAUGGCAUCCAUGACCAUCAAGUCCCUACUUGGUAAAAUCAGCCUCGAGAAAAAAGACUGGCUGUUUGAUAUGGUUACCACUUGGUUUGGAGCAAAAAAGCGCUUAAAUAGACAGCUUGCUGCCCUGAUCUGUGGCUUGUUUGUGGAAAGUGAAGGAGUUGAUUUUGAGAAAAGACUUGGAACGGUCCUUCCUGUGAUUGAAAAGGAAAUUGAUCCUGAAAACUUUAAAGAUAUCAUGGAGGAAACUGAAGAAAAAGCUGCAGAUCGCCUUCUGUUUAAUUUUCUUACACUGAUAACUAAACUUAUCAAGGAAUGUAAUAUUAUUCAGUUUACCAAACCCGCUGAGACUUUGAGUAAAAUCUGGAGUCAUGUGCACUCUCACCUGAGACAUCCACACAACUGGGUGUGGCUCACAGCAGCCCAGAUUUUUGGAUUACUCUUUGCCUCUUGCCAGCCAGAGGAGCUUAUUCAAAAAUGGAAUACCAAAAAGACUAAAAGAAACCUCCCAGAACCUGUAGCAAUCAAGUUCCUAGCCAGUGACCUUGACCAAAAGAUGAAAAGUAUCUCUCUCGCCUCUUGCCAUCAAUUGCAUUCCAAAUUCUUGGAUCAGUCUCUAGGAGAACAGGUUGUUAAGAAUUUGUUGUUCAUAGCCAAAGUCUUGUAUUUACUGGAACCUUAUUGUGAGGAUAAGCAAAGUAAGAUAAAAGAAGACCUGGAAGAACAAGAAGCUUUAGGAGAUGGCGUGGCCUGUGCAGAUGAGAAGGCAGAGUCUGACGGAGAAGAGAAGGAAGAGGUGAAGGAAGAGCUUGGCAGGCCGGCCAUGCUGCUGUGGUUGAUCCAGAAGCUGUCCCGGAUCGCAAAACUGGAAGCUGCUUAUUCACCGAGAAACCUCUUAAAGAGAACAUGCAUCUUUAAGUUCCUCGGUGCUGUAGCAAUGGAUCUUGGGAUAGACAAGGUAAAGCCAUAUCUCCCAAUGAUCAUAGCUCCUUUGUUUCGAGAACUGAACAGCACCUACUCAGAGCAAGAUCCUUUGCUGAAGAAUCUAUCCCAGGAAAUCAUAGAAUUACUCAAAAAGCUGGUUGGGCUUGAGAGCUUCUCAUUAGCCUUUGCCUCUGUACAGAAACAGGCUAAUGAGAAAAGGGCACUCCGGAAAAAGAGGAAGGCCCUGGAGUUUGUGACUAAUCCUGAUAUUGCUGCCAAGAAAAAAAUGAAGAAACACAAAAAUAAAAGUGAAGCAAAGAAGAGAAAGAUAGAGUUCCUGCGUCCAGGCUAUAAGGCCAAGAGACAAAAAAGUCACAGCCUGAAAGAUUUAGCAAUGGUGGAAUAAUGUCUCCCUGUGCUGAUACAAGCAUGAACUUUCUGGAAUAUUCUUCUAGUCUGAAAUUACAGCAGGCUGGUGGGGGGUUUUUUUUCAAGACAAGGUCUCACUCUGUCACCCAGGGUGGAGUGCAGUGAUGAGAUCACAGCUCACCGCAGCCUCCACCUGGGUUCAAGUGGUCCUAUCACCUCAGCCUCCCAAGUAGCUGUGGCCCCCAGGCACACACCACUAUGCCCGGCAAAUUUUUUGUAUUUUUAUAGAAACAGGAUUUCGCCAUGUUGGCCAGGCUAGUCUUGAACACCUGGGCUCAACUGAUCCACCUGCCUCGGCCUCCCAAAGUGCUGGGAUUACAGGUGUGAGCCACCGUGCCCAACCAGGUUUUAAUUUAAGUUAAACUUGGGAUAGGUUGUAUAAUAUAUAGUUUAAUGUAAUCAUGCUCAUAUUUUUUAAAUAAACAAAACACUUUAUACUACUA
Cercocebus atys (sooty mangabey) is the source of this 9391-nucleotide messenger RNA. It is a transcript of the gene UTP20, whose product is annotated as UTP20, small subunit (SSU) processome component, homolog (yeast). Gene Ontology annotation, cellular component: small-subunit processome; 90S preribosome; nucleolus. Bases 175 to 8925 code for a protein of 2916 amino acids. The transcript is spliced from 64 exons. NCBI's taxonomy places the organism in Eukaryota, Metazoa, Chordata, Mammalia, Primates, Cercopithecidae. The record is from RefSeq and is a predicted model, not a curated record.